Messenger RNA from Scatophagus argus, 2565 nucleotides. It is a transcript of the gene fastkd4, whose product is annotated as transforming growth factor beta regulator 4. Gene Ontology annotation, cellular component: ribonucleoprotein granule; mitochondrial matrix. The coding region runs from base 233 to 2137 and encodes 634 amino acids. The transcript is spliced from 11 exons. The record is from RefSeq and is a predicted model, not a curated record. Gene Ontology annotation, biological process: mitochondrial RNA processing; regulation of mitochondrial mRNA stability. NCBI's taxonomy places the organism in Eukaryota, Metazoa, Chordata, Actinopteri, Scatophagidae. Gene Ontology annotation, molecular function: RNA binding.
GCUGCUGCAAAGUUAGAGGAAGAAGAAGAAGAAGAACUACAGCUACGUCCGUCGGCAACGUGAUACCGUCCUACUACGUCAUUUCUCUGCGACUCUCUGUCACGGCACCGAUCCCUCCAUGUGAACGGCUUUCUCCGAAGUUAUCAUUAAUUAUUGGUUGGAUGUGGGACAGCAAAACAAGCGGCUGAACUGCCUCUCCUUCCAGUGGCCGCUGUCGUGUCUGUCAAACCCAAUGGCCAGCCGUCUCUUGGGCAGAUAUGUCCGCCUGCUCUGCAGGGCCUCCUCCCAGGCUCCAACUGCUGCUGCUGCUGCUGCACGCCUGCCUCCACCUGUGACUGGGCAUGCAGAGGUGCAGAGGGCUCAGGGAUGGCCAUGGGCCACAGAGAGGUUAAUGAGUGAGACAGUUACCCGUGAGGCCACCAUUUCAAAAGGUCCUACACGCACCCAACUGGAUGAGUUGUUGGAUCGGGCAGCAGCACCGGAAGACAUCCUGCUGGCCUGGGCAGAGCAUAGAGGAAAUGCUAAUCAAGCAGCUAAUGCCCUGAUUAAGUGGACUCUGUUGAUGCGGAAGACACAUGGCAAGUUUAAUGGAAAAGAACUCGAAAUAAUGAGGGAUUCAAGACUACUGGAUAUGAUGGAUGUUGUAUCUCAGGGGGUGUUUUCAGUGUGGAACACCACUUUAGUGUCCCUCUUGCGAGCUCUCUGGAUUUUGGGUGAGCCCUUUACUGAAUCAGUCCUUAGUUCUGUCCAGACUGAGGUCCUGUGGCGAGUUCGUAGGCUGACCUACAAGCAGCUGGGCUUGGUGGUAAACUGGGGAGCUGGUAAGAAAAGGCAGAAGGAUGUGGAAAUAGUGACUGCUGCAUUAAAACAGCUGGAACUGCGCUGGACUGAGAUCGCUGAUGCUAAAACUGUCAGCGCACUGAUAUCCAAAGGAGAAUGCAUGUCACCUACUUUGAUGGACAGGCUUGAAGACAAGGCGUUGGAACUCGCCGAGGGCUUUACAGCAGAGGACAUCCGCAAAAUCAGUGCGUUUUUGGCAACUCAAAGCCGCAGAUCGGUGCCAUUGCUCCGAGCUUUGUCCUACCACCUCCUCCAGAGGCCGUCGUCAGAGCUCACAACCCCACUGAUACUGGACAUGGCUUAUGCAUACGGGAAGUUGAAUUUCCAACAUUCUCAGGUAUUACAGCGAUUGGCCUCAGAGGUGUUACCCAGAAUCCCUGACCUCAGCCCGGUCGAUGUCGUACGCUUCGCUAAAUCACUGGGCUUCCUCAAAUGGCUCCACAACCCUCUCUUUGAGGCCUUUGCUGAGCACUUCACGGCAAACAGUAAGAACUACAACAUGCCUCAGCUUUCUAAUCUACUCAUGACUUUUGCCAGAAUAAACUUCCAGCCCAGCAAAGUUGACGACUUCUUCAGCAAGGUUCACUCUGCACUGGAGGACUCUCUAUCAGGCCUGGAUCCCCACAUGCAGACAGACACAGUUUGGUCUCUGUGUGUGCUGCAGCAGGCCAAGCCCCACUACCUCACCCCCCUCUUACAACCGAAUCAUGUCACCAAACUGUCAGAGGGCAGUCCAGGUCAAGUAGAAAACUGGCAGCUGAAGCUCCUUCACAUUGCUGCUUCCCUCCAGUUAGAGCAUCCGGGUUCCUCGGGUCCUCUGACCUCCCAGAGCGCCUUGUCUGUCCCGGCUAGCCGGUUGCCCCUCACACCCCUUCAGAGCAGCCUCAAAGAGACUUUGCAGAGUUUGGUGGGUGGGAGGACAGAGGCCCUUCGCACUGGGGUUGCCACCGUGUAUGGAUGGACUAUUGAUGGUGAGGUGGUAGUGGACAGUGACAACAAACUGAUUGACUUGUCAAUGCUGAAAGCCCCUCAUCUACCCAGUGGUGGAGGAAACGAGGAUUUACCUGCAGGGGCGCGACGGAUUGCAUUCUUGGCUUGGGAAUUUCCAAACUUUGGCUCAAAGAGUAGAGACCUUCUGGGGCGGUUUGUCAUGAAGAAGCGACAUCUCCAGUUGGCUGGCUUAAUCACAGUGGAGGUACCGUAUUAUGAGUGGCUGGACCUGAAGUCAGACUGGCAGAAAUUGGCGUACCUAAAGGAUAAAAUAGGGAAGGCUGUGGCCGAGGACAUGGCCAAGUGAACCUAUUUGUCUUGAGCAAAUUUGCAGGCUCAACUAAAUCAGAGCUUCCCCAGCCACAUGGGACCACAGGAAAUACACAUGUUCGCCCACAUACGCCAUCAGUGCAGGGCGGCAUCGCAGAAAAGCUCUCUCAUACUUUGUAAUAAAAAAGAAAGGAAAAAAAGAAUCAUAUUUUCACUCUGGUUCCCUUGGCAACGUGUGGGGCUUUCCCUGUUUCUAUAGCGAUGGUGACCAAGACAGCAGCAGAAAUAAACACAACAGCGAGUUAAACGACAAAGUUCUUUGCAUGUGCAAGUAUAUUAUGUCAAGACAGAACCAUCUGGGCUAUUUAUAGAACUUUGGCCAAAAUGUUGUGUUUAUGAAUAGAGUUGAAUAAAUAAAUUAUAACUGUGAAUGUGUGUCUUCUAAAAUAAAUUGAUUUAUUGCCA